AUGGACGCGAUCUCGACCGAUUUGAUGAAGAACAAUGACCCUAAAGAGGAUUGUGUGUUCUACGUGAAUAGCUACAACUCAACCCGAGAGAAGAACGCGGCGAUUGCAUUUGCACAGAUGCGCAAUCGGCAACUCACCGCUAGCGGUGGUCGGGCUACCGCCAACACGCUCUAUGAUGCAUUCGACCUGAAUCUAGCCUUUGGCGACUCUGGGACUUUGAUGAGGGAAGCCACGGCCGGCGGCCCUACUUACCUGCGUAGUUAUUUCAAGGUCACCUCGGGAGCAUAUGCAAGACUCUGUCGCGGUACGGUCUGGUUGAUCGUCAAGAAGGGAUCGCCUAUCUAUCAGGACGCGAUUUGGCUCACUCAUGAAUACCCCCAGCUGAUUCGACCUGGGUCUGGUGUGACGGCUAUAUGGGAGAUCGACCCAGCUGAGAUUGAAGCUGCAUUAGCUCUGAACAAUCCAAAUCGUGACUUACACCCCACCCCUUACAGGGGUGGACUGCCACCCGGAGCCCAGCCACCACGAAGCAUCGAUACGAUCACUUACGACAAAAAGGACACCGCCAGCAUCCAAUCGAAGAUCGACGAGUAUGCACGAUACCCUGAUGUAGCCAAUGGCUAUCUACCGCCGAAGGGAUCUGGAUCUCCCCAAUGUGACAUGGGCGAUAGUAGUCGAGUGCCCUACAACGUUUUCAAUGGCCUCUUCGGCAAGUUUUGCGAAAACACUCUGAAUAAUCCUCUCAGCGGCCUCAGUCAAAUCGUCGACGCUCGUGGAUUCGUCAUCCCGCCAAGGAAACGAAGCCUUUCCAAACGAACGCCUCCGCCCAAUCCCGACACUUACAAGGAUUACAAGUUUGGCCUCAGCUGGUCUGGAGGAAAGGGGAGUUGCUCACUGUCUUGUGAGGAAGCUUUUCACGCUGCCAGCAGUUCACCGUGCGGCCACACUGCCGGUGAACAAAACAUCAUGAGUACUUCAGGAACAGUUGAAGCCGGCUGUGGCCAAUACAAGUGGACGAUCAUCAAGCCUCCUACGAGUGGUCUCGAUCCGGCACCCUCUCCUCCCGCGGUGUCGGCCGUCAAAUGCAACCCGGCCGACCAGUUUGGGAAACAUGGAGACAUCGAUCCCGGCUUCCAGAACCAAUACACCGGCGUUGCUUGUGCGGGAUCGGCGCUCAAAAACAUCAAGCCCGGAGACCCUGAAAUCAGCUUCAAAACUAAAACCAAUGGAACGCCUUAUAAUUAUAAGAUCUCGUGGCUUCCCGCUUGUAAAACCACCGUCUCGGAGAUGAAUGUCUACAAGCCACUUCCGAACGAUGAUAAAAACACCUGUAUAAGCCUUUUCCGCAAAUCUUUCACUGAUUGUAACAAUGGAGGUGUUGGAGGAUCAAUAGACGUUGGGUGUGUUCGAUACGAGUUUCAUCCCUAG
Molecule: messenger RNA, 1428 nt
Organism: Puccinia graminis f. sp. tritici CRL 75-36-700-3
Lineage: Eukaryota; Fungi; Basidiomycota; Pucciniomycetes; Pucciniales; Pucciniaceae
Exons: 4
Coding region: 1-1428 (475 amino acids)
Source: RefSeq, a predicted model, not a curated record